AAGAGGACUACUUAGUAAAUAAGAGAGAGGUCAAAUCCACCCAACCUCAGCAACUAGCAUGGCUACAGCAAGCACCUCAGGGCAGAGCACCUUCGGGCUCGGGAGGAAAAAGAAGAACCCUGGUCUAAUGGAUCAGAUUAGCAAGUUCUUUGGUGGAGACAAAAAGAAAAGGAGCAAGGGGUCAUUCCGGGGUCACCUGGCUACCUCACCCCAGCAAUCCUCCGCUCGCCGCCGGACCAAUGAAAAUGCUGUGGUGCAUUUCUUCAGGAGCAUUGUUUCCUCUCCUCGUCCUAAAUCCAGGUGGAGAGAUGUCUUGGGCUUGGCCUCGUCGCCCCGUGCCGAGAGCACAAAGUCGCCAGUCAGAAGACGCAGAGACCAAAGUACACUGUCCAGAAUCUUCAACCUGGGAGAAACCAAGUCCCGUCCACCCCCUAAACGCUGGAGCACCAUCUUCUAAGCUCUCCGCCGAAGGCCAAACCACAGAUCCAAUGCCGACGGGACAAGAUGAAGGAGAAGGAAACGAUCUGCAAGCGGCGGACUCACAACCUCAAGAAAUGUUAACCGACUAACACAAGCCUCCUGUAUGUUUAGACAGUGACACCACAUUGACACAGUAUGAAACCACUCUCAAGGCAUGUACGUGGUCAUAGUGCCAGUUCUCUUUUUAAUCCUACUUCUAAGCAAAUCCUAUUUCAUUCAUUAUUUAGCUGUUUACAAAAGGUUUGGACAUGCUUUUAGUAAAAUAUCUUACUGUAAAAAUCAUCCAUUCAAGUAUCUUGGUCUGAUGGUGCUAGUGUCUGCUGUCUGACGUUCGUUCAUGGCAGAUAUUUGUUUUUCUACUUGUCUUUUGUCAUCUGCAUUUUGUACAUGAGUGACGCUUUAUGUAUCUCACUUUCACACAACUCACACACCAAACAAACCAUUGUUUUUGUUUCACAUGUGAAGUCCAGAUAAAGAGUGUUUGUCGUUGUUGUGCUUGAGUGAAACGUAUGUUGCAAAGAAAUACAUUUGAAAAUACAACCGGAAACAUGCAGUAUAUUCAUUUAUUAAUGUUGUUUCAUUAUGCUUCAGUGUGGUUAAUAAACAUGUACAGUAUGUUGCCAUUCAAAUCUAUCAAAAAAUGCCCUUUUCAAAUGCACUGUUUAUAAAAGUAAAUAAUACAACUUAAAAUUCCUGAAAACUACUGGUCUGCUCUCUUUUCUAUUUAGCUUUUGCAUCAUCUAUUGUGAGUUAUCUGUUUGCAUCUUAAAUUAAAUUUUAAGUUUUAAUGUUAUUUGUGUUUUAUUUAGGAGAUGAAAGGUUUUAUCUGACGGUCAGAUAGUAAGUUGCUCAAAGGUUUACGGCUGAAGCACCAAGAUGGUAUGAGGGGUUUAGUAGCCUGAAGGGCAGGGUAUUGACUUCAAAUGUUCUGACGUAUAAUUUGUCAAUUUUAUUUUGUUCAUGAUAAAUUACAUUGCCACUCUCAUUUGUUCAUGCUCUGUUUUUGUAUGUUCACUUUAACAGAAUAGUCAAAAUCAUUGUAAAGAUUGCUGACAUGUGGUGGUGCUACAGGAAUAGGAACUGAUACUUAGAAAACUGAGUGUUUUGUUUCCUCUUAAUGAAAAACUCUGUCUUUAAUGAAAUGUCUAAUUGGAAAUAAACCUGGUUCGUCUUAUCUCUGUUAUUAAAUAUUGUAAAAUAUGA
Molecule: messenger RNA, 1683 nt
Organism: Micropterus dolomieu (smallmouth bass)
Lineage: Eukaryota; Metazoa; Chordata; Actinopteri; Centrarchiformes; Centrarchidae
Gene: mbpa
Product: myelin basic protein a
Exons: 6
Coding region: 59-457 (132 amino acids)
Biological process (GO): myelination
Cellular component (GO): internode region of axon; cell periphery; neuronal cell body
Molecular function (GO): structural constituent of myelin sheath
Source: RefSeq, a predicted model, not a curated record